Molecule: messenger RNA, 1824 nt
Organism: Magallana angulata
Lineage: Eukaryota; Metazoa; Mollusca; Bivalvia; Ostreida; Ostreidae
Product: periaxin-like
Exons: 2
Coding region: 479-1186 (235 amino acids)
Source: RefSeq, a predicted model, not a curated record
ACUGACAAUUACUACUCCUGGACUGUUAUCUACUCUCAAUGACAUACAGGGAAUGCUAUUGUUCUGUUCACUGUCUCCACCAUUAAAAUUUAAUCAUACAUGCUGUGUGCCAAAUUAGAAUUAGCUUUCACUGUAAAACAGUAACUAUAUAUUUGCAUGAGUAAUGAAACAACAAUAAUGUUCUAACAUGAAACAGAUCAUAGAAUGAUGAUUCCAGCUGUGUUAGGUUUUCCCAUGUGCAGAGUUCACGUGUUUUGACUGAGAUAUAUAUAUAUUUUUGUUCACUUGUCUGCCAUUCUUCCCAUCAGCUGCUACGUACAUCACUCAUUCCUGUUUUGCACCAAAUCAUCCUGUCUGUUCCAGGAUCUGGUCAAGUUCAGUUCCCUUAAUACGACAAAAAAUGCCAGAGGCAGAUACUGCAGCAACCAAACGACAAAAAAUGCCAGAGGUAGAUACUGCAGCAACCAAAUGACAAAGAAUGCCAGAGGUAGAUACUGCAGCAACCAAACAACACAGAAUGCCAGAGGCAGAUACUGCAGCAACCAAACGACACAGAAUGCCAGAGGUAGAUACUGCAGCAACCAAAAGACAAAAAAUGCCAGAGGCAGAUACUGCAGCAACCAAAAGACAAAGAAUGCCAGAGGUAGAUACUGCAGCAACCAAAAGACAAAAAAUGCCAGAGGCAGAUACUGCAGCAACCAAACGACACAGAAUGCCAGAGGCAGAUACUGCAGCAACCAAACGACACAGAAUGCCAGAGGUAGAUACUGCAGCAACCAAAAGACAAAAAAUGCCAGAGGCAGAUACUGCAGCAACCAAAAGACAAAGAAUGCCAGAGGUAGAUACUGCAGCAACCAAAAGACAAAAAAUGCCAGAGGCAGAUACUGCAGCAACCAAACGACACAGAAUGCCAGAGGCAGAUACUGCAGCAACCAAACGACACAGAAUGCCAGAGGUAGAUACUGCAGCAACCAAAAGACAAAAAAUGCCAGAGGCAGAUACUGCAGCAACCAAAAGACAAAGAAUGCCAGAGGUAGAUACUGCAGCAACCAAAAGACAAAAAAUGCCAGAGGCAGAUACUGCAGCAACCAAACGACACAGAAUGCCAGAGGCAGAUACUGCAGCAACAAAAAAAGGCAGAUACUGCAGCAACCAAAUUACAAAGAAUGGCAGAUGUAAAUACUGAAGCAACCAAUUGCAAAUGUCAUCAGAGAUUCCCACAAUACAGACAUUGAGAAUGUACUGCACUCUAUUAUCCUGGCAAAUAAAUCUGCUCGUCAAAAUCAGACAGACAAAAAAUUCCCAUAAAUCACCGUGGUACUUACUACACAACAAAGCUGACAUUCCUGCAAUAUUGUUUUACAACAAUUUCUAAAAUGAGGGAAAUUUUUUAAUGACAAUUAACUUUCACAAUCACCAGAAUAGUUAGCCCACGAAUGAAAAAGAUUUGCUUACAACUCUGACUGUGAGAGUUUAAAAAGCUCUGACUAACAGGUAAUUUCCAUAAUCCCAUUAUGUUCAAAGUCAAAACAUGGCCAUGAAUCUGAUAAGCUCCAAACAAAUUGUGUUCAUUAAACAUGUUAGAGGUAAAAUUACUUGAGACCAACUUAAAUACUUCAAAUGAAGAAUGAAUCUUCCGUAGAGAAACCAUCUAUUUAAUAUCAAAAUUAUAACAAUGAAGCAAUGUGAUAAAUAUAUAAGCAGUUUCAUUUCAAAGACUAUGUAAACCAUAUAGCUGAUAUAAAUUCCAUGCAAAUUCAUUUUUACUAAUGAAAUCUAACAAUUAAAUAUUUAAAUGUUUUUAUAUAAUUCAAAACAAUAAGA